Molecule: messenger RNA, 4472 nt
Organism: Pseudophryne corroboree (corroboree frog)
Lineage: Eukaryota; Metazoa; Chordata; Amphibia; Anura; Myobatrachidae
Gene: CDAN1
Product: codanin 1
Exons: 28
Coding region: 66-3980 (1304 amino acids)
Biological process (GO): chromatin organization
Cellular component (GO): nucleus
Source: RefSeq, a predicted model, not a curated record
ACCCCGGGACACUGCCCUCUUCCUGACGUAGUAGCGCUGCCAGUGGUUGGCGCGCAGGGUACGGAAUGGCGGCGGCGCUGGAGCUGUUACUGCAGGAGAGGGUCACAGCGGACGAGGUGCUGCGCUGGGUGACCCAUGCUACGCAGGAGAGUCCCGUCAGUCCCAGUCUUGCCUCGCUUUACUCGCUUCGAAAAGAUUUUGCUCCCUUUCUGCUCAACUUUCUACGAGAGCAGACCAGUCAGAUUUUGAGCAAUGGACCUUCUACUCCAGCAAAAACACCAAAUGCUGCUCCUAAAACCAUUUAUACUGGUACCCAAAGAACGAUACCUGAUAAAAGAUCCAGCAACUUGUCUGGACAGCGGGGCAGUCGAGCACAGCUUUUUCCUCCAACCUCCACAUGCUCUAAUGCUUCGGAUGUUUCCGUUCUGUCUUCCAACUCCACGUCCAGCAACUCCUCUUUUUUGAGCAGGUCAAACUUGACAAACUGUUCGAGUAGAACAUUUUUUAAGAAUAGUCCAAAUUCCAGCUCCAGUCCUUACCACGGGGAAAAGCGGUCAGCACAGAAAUCAAAUCUCGGGAACUUUAUUGUGUUCACUCCAGAAACACAGGCGCCUAGACGAGGCCGGAAAAAGAGCCAUUCCAGUCGCAACGUUUCCAAAGAUCUGAGUUUAAGAUCCAUUGAAGAUGAGUUGCAAGGAGAAAACACUUCAUGGAGUGCAAACAGGAGAAAGCAAGUUAUAAAUAUUACCAGCUCUCCUGUUACUCAAGAGAUACAUCUUAACAACUUGGAGGAAUUUCCUCCUAUGGGUGCAACCUGUGAAUCCUCGAGCAAAUCAAAACCUAGCAGAAGGAUCAACCCUACUCCAAUCAAUGAUGUACAUUCCAAGUCCGGGCUGUGCUUCACCUCCACUCCGAUUGGCCCAUCUAGCCUUGGCCGCAAUCGCACAGCGAUAGAUGUGUUUACCAGCGUUCAAGAAGGAGCUCGCACACCUUAUACAGGGAGCCUGCACGAGGAGAGGGAGAUAUUGCGCAAAGAAAUAACCAAGUUGCAGCAGCAUGCCUCCUCUCCGGUAGUAUUGGAUCCCAUCACCCCCAGCAAGCAGAGUUACAGCCGGAACACCGGUGUUUCUUCAGAUAUGAUGGCCGUGGCUGACCCUGACAAAGUUUCUGGUAGGAAACAACUGGGGGUCCUUGCUGAGCUCUAUUCAGCCUUCAUCACAGAAAAUCUUGUGCCAAAUAUUUUUCUGGAGCUCUUCUUUGUCCUGCAACUGCUCACAUCCAGGGCACCGGCGAGCACUGAGGAUCGGGACUGCGACCUGGAGAACAGCAUUUUAGUAAAAGAUGCUGUGGAGCGGCAACACUUUCAAAGUAUUCACAACUGUGUCUUUUUUGCGGUUUCAGUCCUCGACUUCCAGUUUACUGUUCUCUCUCUUUUGGAUAAAAGCACCUUGAAGCUCCUUGCAGAAAAUGAACGAAUUGGUGCGUUUUCUCCCUCUUUGCAGGAGAGACUCCUAGAAGCACACCGGAGCAGCACAGGGAAGGUAUCUCUUAUGCUUCCAUCAAUCCUCCACUCAGUGUCUUUCCAGCCAGAGACUGAUAAUCGCUCCAACUUUCCAAGUGAUCGGUCUUUCCAUAUCUUCAAAAAGCAGAGAGAUAUUUUCUAUGAGCUGCUACGUGAGUUUGAAGAUUGCCAUGAAAAGGCAGACUGGGAUUUUGAGCGUUGCCUGGGCAAUAAGAUCAGGGCUAUGAUGUUCAACCUGUCUGUAGCCUGUAACCACAGUCAUUUUGCUAGACUGUUUCAGAAGCAGCUUGUCCAGAUGUGUAAGGGAACAAGUGGCGGUAUGGGAGGUGCUGGUGACAAUCCAGACCAGAAUGUGCUCAAUAUGAUUGGAUCGGACAACCUUAACAGACUGAAACGAUUGCAAGAGAGAUUUGUGACCCCUCCAAGUGUUGGUGGCCCCUGUCCUCCUCCUUCCUUUCCUGGGUUCCAGGAAUUCUUCCGAGAUUUCAUACUCAGUGCAGGAAGCUACCAGUUUAAUCAUCACCUAAUGGACAGUCUGUGCCAGGAAAUACAAGAGCUAGAUGCUAUUUCCAUUGUGGAACAUGAGACAACAGAUCGGGAAUCCUAUAUGGAUGAGCAGGAUGAAAAAAUCCGCUUUGCGUCAAUUCUGUUGACUGUCAGGCUCCUGGCAAAGUUUUUGGGGUUUGUGACGUUCUUGCCAUACAGAACUACAGAAUCUCUCAGUAGUGAGUUACAGGAAUCUGCAGUUGCCUUACGGAAUCAGACUCUCCCCUCAUUAGACGUGUUGCUGUUGCUCAGACGAUCCAUACAAGACCAUCGCACAAUUCUAACUGUACCAUGGGCUGUAGAGUAUCUAUCGUUGGUGGAUUGUGUUGCCCCCUAUCUCGAUUAUUACAGAAAGGUUUUCUGCCUUUUACUGUACCUCUACAGGUAUAAGCUGGUGCUGACUGAGGAAAAAGAGAUGGGUUUCUUAAACAAGCUGUUGCUGCUUAGCGUUCUGGGCUGGCUUUUCCAGGUUCCGACAGUCCCAGAAGAUAUGUUUUUCAACAACGAAGCUGCUCUGGAUGAGCUUUCGUCCAGCGCAAUGGUAGCAACACAGGCACUAGAUUGUGUGCCUUUGGUGGAUCAGCAACUUCUAUACAGCUGUUGUCCUUACGUUGGAGAACUGCGGAAGUUGCUUAUUUCCUUUGUGGCUGGUUGUGGGGCAAAGAACGGAGGUUUUAUAAGAAAAAUCACUCCCACUGCUGCAGAGCCCCUGAUGCCAAAACCCACGUUAUCGCAGAAGAAGCUUCAGGCUGAGCUGGAACAAGCGUUCUUCCAUAACCAGCCCCCAUCCCUGCGCAGAACCGUGGAAUUUGUCGCUGAACGGAUUGGAUCCAACUGUGUCAAGCACAUAAAGGCAACACUUGUUGCAGAUCUUGUGAAAAGAGCAGAGGUCGUUCUGCAGGAUAAAGUGACAGAGGACAGCGCUGGUCACAGCAAGCUUCUGGACAGUGUAUGUGUCACGCUCUGUGAGGAUGGACGACAGGCGCUUCAGAAAGCACAAGAAUACUGCAAGAAGAAGGCGCCGGAGGCUGUGAGAGUACUGUUACCCGAGGAGAUAUCUGCAUGUGUCCUGAGUAGCGCUGAAGAUAUUGCAGUGUCCCUGGCAACAGAGAAGGCCAGCACGUGGUUAAACACCAACAUUUCAGCAUUAAUCAGGAGAGAAGUGACGUCGACUUUCACUCGUAUGGUGAAGUCACAGGCCGUCAUGUCAUCGGUGAACUGCGAGGAGGUGAAGAAAGGGUGUAGGGACGGUUGUGAGCACAAAGUGACGCUCCCCUCCAGGCUUAUUACAGAAAUAAAGGACAUCCUGUCUAUUGCAGUAGGGCCACGUGAGGAAGAGGAGGGAGUGGGGAUUAUGCAACUCAAAAGUUUUCUAGAGCGUCUCUCUGAAACCCUAAAUUGCAGGAAGUAUAUCACUCCUUCGGCAGAACAUCACCUUGCAAAGUGUACGGUGGAGCUUGCUUCUCUUUUGGUGUCUGAUCAUGUACCAUUGCUGGAUGGGGCUAGUGCAGAGGCAGACACUGUACAUGAGGAACAGAUCAGGAAGCCGGAGGAAGUAAGACGCUUCCUGACAGCGCUGCUUGCAGUUUGGGAGAAAGACUUCAGGGUACCCGUCCCUGUACAGUUAAUGUUUAGUCACAAGAAUAUCGCUUAUAUUAUGAAUGUUCGGGCACAUGAGUGGGACCUUUUCAUGUUCAUGCUACGACGACUGGUGGAAAUAGGUCUUACACGGCAGGAGGACAUUGAGGAACACAUGUGCCGUUUCCAAGAGUAUAAGUGGACAUCGAACUUGUUGGUGGAAAUGGAUGGAUCAGGACUUAGAUCUGAAAACCUCAGAGAACCUGGCGACCUAAAGGAUGCUUCUUGUAAUCUUGUUCUGCAAACAGUGACUGGAAUCAUAGCUCCAAGCUAGUACCUUGAACACAAUACGUGAUUUUGCGUAUCAUUUGCUGCUAACUGUGCUGCGCUUUACACCUGUGGGCAUACAGCUGUUUCAUGAGGAUGCAAAUCUUAUCAUGAAACAAACCUUCAUUAUACACUGCUAAAUCACAGGUUACAUGGAGCCACAAGCAUAGGACUAUAGUCUGAGAGCUUCUGUUUACCGUAUGUAUUAAUAUUUUCUUAUUGUUCCUUUUUUUUGUUUGGAGCAUCAUGGGUAUUUUUGUAUUUUGUAUAUAAAUGAACAAAAUGUAAGUAAAGUUAAAUAACCAAAAGCGGAGACAGCCAUUAUGUGUGCUGAACCAAUGGGAAUGCAGUUUAUCAAUCCGUGCUUUAGCAUCUACUGAAUUGAUGGGUUGAAUAAUUUGCCCCACAAAAUGGCUGCCUCCACUUUUUCUUUUUUUUUUAAAAAGAACUUUGCAGGAAACGGUGCUUUCAUUUUAUUAAAACAUUUUUUAAUAUUAAA